Messenger RNA from Ruditapes philippinarum (Manila clam), 1743 nucleotides. Its product is annotated as carcinoembryonic antigen-related cell adhesion molecule 5-like. The transcript has 7 exons. The record is from RefSeq and is a predicted model, not a curated record. Bases 67 to 1695 code for a protein of 542 amino acids. Lineage: Eukaryota; Metazoa; Mollusca; Bivalvia; Venerida; Veneridae.
CUUCCUCAUUCACGCAGUAAAAAGUGAUCCUACUUAUCAUAUAUUCACUUCAUUCUUGCGUUCGAAAUGUUUGAAUUAUACAAUACAAAGCGUACAAAAAUGUUGAUAUCUGCUUUAAUUAUAAUGGAAAUUAUCAUUUCUGUUAAAUCAUGGCCAUGUGCAUUACCAAUCUCAAAAGCAUACAGUCAUGUAGACUCUGAUGCGGUUCUUCAGUUUUCUGCUGACCUGACAAAUCUAAAUUCACCGAGAAAGUUUGAGAUCAAAUUUUAUGAUGGUAGUACCAAGGCUCGUAUAACAUACAAUACAGACAAGACUUCAACACCUGAAGCGUUACCAGGUUUCAGUAUAACAGGAGGUUCUGAUGGAAAUGUUGUUGUUACACUGGCUAAUGUACAACAAAGCAAUGCUGGAAUUUACACAAUGACCGUUGCAGGAUUUCCUACAAAAUGUAACUGUCUGUAUAUACUAAGAACACCAAGAAAGCCCACAGUAACAGUUAAUAAAACUCCAUCAGUAGGAGAGAGUGUAACAUUAACAUGUAGCAGUACAUCAACAACCACACCAAGUAAUCAUAGUCUCAGUCUGACAUACUCCUGGAGAGUAGACAACACAGGCAAUCCAGGUGGCACGAAAUAUACAUACACUUCUAGAAAGGAUAAACUUACUGUAUCCAAAAUUGUAAAGGAAGAUGCCAAUAAACAGUUUACAUGUACAGCUACAGAAGUUGUCACUGGUGGAUAUACAUCUAGUAGAAGUGAUACACUCUCAUUUGAUGUUUAUUAUGGUCCAGAUAAUGUUGUGUUUAGUCCAAGUAAUACAAGCUAUGAGAAAGAUGAAAAUGAAAGUCUUAAUCAAGUAACUUGUACAGCAACCUGUUAUCCUACAUGUAGUUUUACGUGGACUAAGACAGAAACAGGAAGAGUUGUCAGUAACUCAGCUUUAUUAAACCUUGGGAGUCUUCAGAGUUCAGAUGUUGGAACAUACAGAUGUACUGCAACACGCACUGGUGGUUCAUCACAAAGCAAAGAUUUAACUGUGGAUGUAAUUUAUGGACCAUACCAGUCAUCAACUAAAUUAUCACCAACAACACAAAAUUACACCAAAAAUGAGGGACAGAGUCUAAAUGAUAUAACGUGUUCUGCUAACUGCUAUCCUGAUUGCACAUACACUUGGAGAAAGACAAGACAAGAGCAGACAACUACAGUCAGUAGUACAAGUGUUUUAUCUAUAGGGGAACUACACCGUGAAGAUGCAGGAUUGUACACUUGUAUAGCAAAAAAUCCUGAAAAAAUUUCAUCUCCAACAACAACAAUUCAAACUCUUGUCAACGUUAGAUAUGGACCAAAUACAGUCAGCUUAAACGUAACAUCACCAUAUGAUGUGUUAGAAGGAAAAUCUCUGAUAAUACAAUGUACGGCAGAAUGUUAUCCUGGAUGCUCCUACACAUGGGUUAAUGUUACAAGUGGUUUAAUGAUGAAUACAACAGGUGCUGUAAUGUAUAUCGGAACAGUAAACAAGUAUAUGACAGGAGAUUAUAAAUGCGAAGCUAGAAAUAAUGCUUCAAUCUAUGUGAAAUCUGCAGAUAUUGUUGUAACAAUUAAUAUUAAAGAACAAACGUUUUUGAAAUAUUUCUACAUUGGAAGUUAUAUCAAUACGACAGUUGUUACCGGUGGACGAGCUGGAAGUUUAGCAUAAUAUUUACAUGUACAGUCAGUGGGGAUCCUGCUGAAACAUCAAAAUAAC